AUGGACCUGAGCCUGCGAGAUGCUCUGGGUGGGGGUGGAGGUGGGGUCCCAGGUGGGGCCCCUGCUGAGGCCCUAAUGAAGAGGGACUUUGUGGCUUCACUGGAGAAAGAGAGCUAUGAUGACAAGGUGGGAGAGACGGUCUCCAAGAGCGACUACCGACCCUUACUGGAUGGAAAGGACACCAAGAGUGGUCCAGGGAUGAUGUCAUCAAUGAUGUCAUCAGGGGGACGCCAAGACCCACAAGGACAGCCCGCCUUCAGCUCUGACUACCUGUCUGGUCCUAUGAUGGGUGCGCGGACGGAUCAGUGGAGCAUGAACAAGACAAAGGACAACAGCAUGCCUGACUCAUUUCUAGGUUUCUCUCAGUCUGGGAUGGGAGGGCCCAUGGGGUCCAGCCAGCCCCCCUUCCAGUCCGGGAUGGGCUUGGCUCUCGGCCAGACCGGGAUGGGUUCUGCUAUGGACAGCCAGAAGAGUUCGGGCCUGUUUGGUGUGGAAAACAAAAGCACCAGUGGAAGCAGUCCCUUUAAACCCAGUGAUCCAUUUUCCCUCGGUGGCCUGGGAAUCCCCUCCAUGGAUCACUCUGCAGCAGCUCCCGUACUCUCUCCAAGCGGCUCAAUGGACGACAGCAGUCCCUCUUCCUCCGUCUCCGAACCCCUCAGCCCUGAGAGAGUGGGGCCAGGGGGCGAGGCUGACAAGCAGAGGCGCCGGAAGAAGAAGAGGAAGGGCAGUGACCAGGUCUACGACUUCUUGGAUAGCCAAGAGAAUAGCAUCGGCCAAUCUCAAAAGCCUGGGAUGCAGGAUAAGGGAGGAAUGGAGGCAGAGGAGGAUGAGGAUGACGAGGAGAACUGGGAGUGGGAGAUAAGAGAGAGUGGAGGAGGAGGUAGAGUGAAAGGCAAGAAGACUAAGAGUCGGGCGAAACUUCCCGAACAGUGGGGGGCGCCCCAGCAGCCCAUCUCUCCGACACCGGCUACAGUCGCUCCUACCUGGGCUACUGCCGACUCUGGUCAUUCUGACUCCAACCCCAGCCCUGUUUUUCCCUCUUCCCCUUCACAAUUUCCCACAAGUUUCACUAAUCGUUCCAAUGCUAGCCUUGUACCAGAUUCAUCUCCUCGCUCUUAUGAGCCGAUGUGUGCAGACGACUUCCCUAUGUCUGCUAAAGAUGGUCAAAAGGCAAAUGAAGUGAAAGUAUCGACCAGCAAACCUGAACCUACCAUUAGCGCAGCGACUAAUGUUCCUGGCAAGAAUAGUUCAGCUGUGGAUGUUAGUGAUAGUCUAGCACUGAUGACAGGGGAGAAUCUUAGCCCAGUCUCCCAGACCUUCUCUUUCCUGGAUUCAGUUCUCCAGACCCCUCCAGGCUCCACUCCUGACUCACAGACCACCACCCCUAUCACUAACACUCCCUCCCUUGCUACAGCCCCCAUGGCAAAGUCAGAAAUGGGCAUCCCUGCUUCACAAGCCACUUCUGUUCUUAACCCUUCAAAGGUUACUACAGACCUUCCUCCUACUUCCGUUCUGUCAACCAACCCAUCACCGUUAGCUUCCGCUGACACAUACCCUUCAACAACCACAGUCAAAUCAGCCCUCAACGUCGAUGCCAAGCCUUUCGUCCCCUCAGCCACGCUCAUGUCUUCUAGCAUGACUGCAGCAUCUCCAGCUUUUAGUACAACAGCAGCAGCAGCUUUCACAGGAAGCCCAUCUACUGCACCCACUACCACCCCUGCCAUGACCCUUAGUUCCUCACCUUCUCCCUUUAAGAAUGAAGCCACUCCUGCACCACCAUCAUCAGCCACAACCCCCAAAAGUGUAGCCACACCCUUUAGCUCAGCAGUAGCCACUCCCCCUCCACCCAUCACCCCUGCAGCCCGUCCUUCUCUCCCUGCACACUCAGAGCACCAGGAGUCCUCGUCGCCACAGCUCCCCCCAAUGGAAGUGAAAUCUGACAACAAGGACAAACAGGAGAAGACAGACUUAAUGUCAAGCAAGACAGCCAAGUUGGACACCUUUGACAAGAAAGAAGAGCAGCAGAAGAAGGAUGCUGGUCCAGAAAAGAACCAAAAGUCUGAGAAGAUCCUCAAGGAGGAGGAUAAGAUCGAGAAGAUGAACGCGGAGAAAAACAAGGAAAAGGCAGAGAAGGGGGACAAGCCGGAGAAGACCAACAAGGAUGAGAAGAAGGAAGAUGAGAAAAAGCUGGCUGAGAAGAAAGAUGAUAAGGGAGCGAAAGGGACAGCCAAGUCUCCAACAGGCCCCGGCAGCAAGACCCUGCCAAGCCCUGACAGCAAGAACAAGCCUGAUGUGGGUUCAACUAAGCCAAACUCAGCCAAAUCCCGCCCAUCCACCCUCACCACCAAUGGCGAGGCCGCCGGGGCCAAACGCCCCUCCCCAACCACAGCCUCAGCCAAUAAAAAAAGCCCUGUACCCAAGGCAACCACACCUACCGCUGCGAAGCGGCCGCCAACUGGCUCCGCCAAGGCUGCAAAGACUCCAGAAAAUGAAAAACGGACACCUGUGCCAAAGGCCACGCCCACACCCCGUGCGGCUGCCAGUAAGAACGGCUCCCCUGCUGCGAACAAGACUGACAAGACUGACAAGACUGACAAGACCGAGAACAAGACCGGAGAGGCCAAGAAACCCAAGCCUACAGCCCGUCCUCGCCCCGCCUCCAUCACUACUCCCGCUGCUUCCACCAACGGUGAAGCCAGUCAUCGCCGUCGUGUCCUCACCAAACCCCCGGUGCCCAAGCAGAGCCCAAUGGAGAAGAAGCCGCCGGUGCCCCGUGCUCCUCGAACCCCACGCCCCCUCAACGCUCCGACACCUGACCUGAAGAACAUCCGCUCCAAGAUCGGAUCCAUCGACAACAUCAAGUACCAGCCCGGAGGAGGAAAGGGCUCUUCUUCCCCGAACAUCAAGGCAUCAGACCCCUCCAACCCCGCUCCCAAGGCUAAAGUGCAGAUCCUGUAUAAGAAGGUUGAUUUGAGCAAGGUGACUUCCAAAUGUGGCUCAAAGGACAACAUGAAAUAUAAGCCAGGUGGAGGGGAUGUGAAGAUUGAGUCCCAUAAGCAAAACAUUAAAGCUAAGUCUAAGAUUGGAUCCAUGGACAACAUGGGGCCAGGCAAUGAUCAGACCAACGGGCACAAGGAGGAGAAGACAUUCCCCCCCCCAAAUGGCGCUGCGACAACAGGACCAGCAGGUGUUGCUAAGGAGAAUGGGGUGAAGGAGCCCACACCGACUCCUUUUGGUGGAGACGGCCUGAGGGAGCAGAGCAUAGACAAACGCAUCACUGAGACAAAUUGAGUCCCAGUGAGCUUUAGAUUUUGGUGGGACACGCAUGGCGCUCGCCAACCUGCCAAUCAACCGACCGACCAACCUACCACGGCGCAGUCACUUCCCUUUGGCCCCGCCCUUCAUCUCGCCCACCGCUGCACCAAACUGACGGAUCGCCUCAGUGUUUCUCCGGGUGUCCGCCUGCCAGCUUCUUGCUACCAACCCUGACCUUUGACCUCUCAACGGUUGACCUUUGACCCUGCCUACCACAGAGAAGAGCACUUGCUUUUUGUCUGUGUUUCUGUGUGUUGGGUUCCACCAGCUUCUUGCCUGAUAAGAUCCUCUUGUAGGCACUGAUUUAGAGGACUUCAACCGCAAACCCUAAAUUGAAUUACACCAACGCAACAAACCCACUAUUGUAGUCAAUGCUGUAUGAAAGCAUACAGAGCAUAGGCAGUUUUAGAAUAUGUCCACCUAUUAGUUUGAUACAGUUUAAACACAAAUACUUAUAGCGCAAACACCCUGCCUCAGAACUUAGUUUCUAAGUCCCUCCUAUAAGCCUUCACAAAACAAAUCCUCAUUAAUCUUUAGAACAUGUAAGCAAAUCUAUGCUAACGCUACUAUUUGCCCCACUUUCAUUCCCAGUCCAUGUACACUUGGCUCCAAAGCAUACUUACCAGCUGAGGGCCUGCUACCAGUCAGCAGCAGGGCAAACACUGGCAAGUCUGCUUCAAAUCCAAACAUCCCAACCUUCCAGACGGACAGAAAUUAUUUCCAAAUCUACAGUAUUAACAAAACUGCACUCUGUCCCAUUAUAGCUAACUCCUCAAACAUGAUCUCCCAUUACAUGUAUUGGUAUCAUUGCACAUGUUUAUUUUUACCUAAUUUAUUACAAUUCUAUUUCUCUGGACUAUUAAUAUCAUGAUGCUAACCAUUAGCAGUGGCUCAGUGGACAGGGGCUUAUGUAGACAACAGAUUAUACAAUUUGAGAUGUUUCAACAUCAGUUCAGAAACAAAGUGCAGAGGCCUUCGGGGUGUUCCUGUGUCAUAAUUCAAGAAAGGAUGUAUUCAUUGACAGUACACAACAGAAAUGAAGAGGCUAUAACAAAGCAGACGAGACUUACUUCAGUUAGAAACAUCAUUUACUGAUGUGAUCAGUGCAUGAUAAUCAUCGAGAGAGAUAGGCGUCAAGUGAUGGGGGAGCUCGGUGUCUUCUCUGGGUAGCCAUGGCUAAAAAAAGGAUUUGGCACUGAACACAGGUAUUUGAUCUCUAUGCCAAAUAAGUUGCGAUCACAGUAUUUAACCUCAAAGUGAUUAUAAAUUCAAACUGAAUGAGCGACCUUGAGCAGGAUUAUUUAACCCUUCAAGAAAAGUGUUAAACCUUGGAGUUACUCUGCAAUAUUUAGUCAACAAACAUAAAAGGGGUCAAUGCACAGUAUACAGCAUGUAGCACUUCUCUUAACGCGGUAACAAUGUCAACCACCAUGUCACAGGCUGCUGGGUAAAGACCCGGUCACGCGGAGAUAUCACACUCAAAUCUGUGUUAUACAAUGCAAUCCACAUCACCAGAGAUUUGCCUACACGGUACAAGAGAAAAUGUGAAAAAUGUUCACAUCAAGUCAAGUUUGUGAUUUGCUGGAGGGUAGAGCUGCUAAAACCACAUGAUUUGGGAAAACAUGCGGUUUCCACCAUGCCACUUUCUGGUGUGGCUGGGUCUUAAUUCUAUCUAACGUAAUAUUUAUUUAUUCUAAUCCCUGUUAGCUUCCACAAAGUGGUCGCUACUCUAUGUAAAACCAUAUGUAUUAACAAAACAGGGUACUUACUGACCUCUGGAGGAUAUUACCCACCUCUGGGGAUAUAUUGACAGCACCACUUAAUGUUACUAAACUGUUCACGUCCUGGUCCCGUGCUUGUAGGACAAGUCUACAAACUACGGGUGAUGUUUAAGGACUACAGCCCGGUUUGGUUUUGUUUGAUGAUUUAAAAAAUGGCACAAAAAAAAUCUGAAGCAACCUUAACCUUAUCUUAAAAUGUAGCUCACAUCCGACCCUUCGCAUGGCAUCAAGUCUGGGGGCAAUAAAGUCUUAUUCUUCUCCGUAAGUGUGUUCCUGUCAAAGCACAUGCAACCCUGUUCUCCUGCACUAUAACUCUUAGGUUUCCACUGUAAUCGCAAAGCUCCCUUGUAUCCUCAGUCCCCGUCAUACAGCUAUAGACCGCAGCAGUCACGCUGAUCUGUGUUUAGCUUUACAACUUCACAUAUGGCUAUUACAGACAGACAGACAGACACCUUCAUUCUCUCGCGCAUGUGGUACUUCCUGGUCACGUUGUUCAACCCGGUUUCCGUUUUCCAACUGGCCGAUGCGUCUUAGAAUCCUCUCUGUGAGACCCGCUUACUUUCCUCCCACAAAAACAAACCUACACAUAAGCACAGAUAUCUAUAAACAGGAAGCACACACACACCCAAAUAAAUCAUCACACAUACACAAACAAUAUAAAACACACAGAUGAACACCCUGAAAUAAAAACGGUAUUCUGUUCAUCGAAGCAUUUUUCUGUUUAUGAUACCAACUCUGUUAUAUUAUAGUAUUUUGGUUGUCUAUGCUGAUAUUGUUAAAACAAUGAUGAGCUGUUUCGGUUUGUUGUUCCUAGCGUAGUCAUUGUCUGACAUUUUCAUCAUAGGCUCACCUCACCCUGUCCCCUUUUUGUGUAUUUCCUGUCUUUCACUCCAGCUCUCGGACAGCAGUACAGUGAUAUUAGUUGGGAACGUCCCCUGUUACGUGCACAUGGACAGAGAUCGACCACAGAAGUUGACAGGCAGUUAAAGGAGUUAUCGUUGAGGAAGAUGUGUUAACUAAAGGGAAUAAUGUUACAUCCAUGGCAAGUCUAAAGUUGUGAGUGUUUUUUGCAACUCUUGAUUGCUUAUUUAGUAGAUUGAGCCUACUAAGAGAUGCUCACGAUCAUGUUUUUAGUUACCACUUUAGCAUGUGUUUUACUCAACAUCUGUAGUGUAAAUAGAUGGAAGUAAAUAGCUUAUUAAAUGCAUUUGUUUCUGUUUUAUUAAGCUUUGAGUUGUUCUUUGUUAUGUAUAGGAUACCACUGGAUAUACAAAUCUUUAAAGGUUAAAAAAUGUGAUAAUAUUAUUAGAAAUGUUCUUACUUUGCUCUUAAAUGCCAUGAAUGCACCAGUAUUUCAGAACCAAGAACAUCCUGCAAAUACUAUAGCUGGGGCCAUCCAGUGGGGACACAUUGAAAUAGAUCCACAUAUUUAGCAGUGUUUUCAUAAAACAAUGUGGUAAUGCACUAAAGAUAAUCCUAAUUAUGUAUUAUGUUGGGAAAUCACCUCAAUUCAGUGCAAUGCAUUUUUGAUUCUAUGAAAACAGCACUGUGAUGUGACUUUGAUUUACAGACCAAAAGCGUUGUUGUGUGUCACAGAAAAAAGUAUAGUAGAAGCAGCUAAAUGUUGAAAGCCCUAUCUACUCCCUGUAUUUCUAUGCAGUGUGCAUUAAAGCCUGCGAUGGUCUCCGCUAAAACUAGGAAGGAUUAGUGACGUGUUUGUGGGGUGUUGCCGUAGUUGUCAGAUGUGUGAAGUGUUACUACUGCAUCCAUCCUGUAGAGAGCGCUGCUUGGCCUCUAGAACACUGAUAGUCUGGCGCUGAGACUUAACAAAGGCCGACUGAGAAACCUUACAUCACCGCUAGUGAAGCUCCAGUCAAGCUACAUACUGUUCCCAUUAAAUAUUUUGAUGGUCACACUAUAUGUUAUUGUAUCUGGAACAAUGAAAACCAUCGGAAUUAUAUUACCUAUGUACAGCUCCUCUUAAAACUCAAAAGUCUCUUGUACACUUUGAACACAGUCUUGUUCAUUUCAUGAUGCACUGAAGUGAAGUUGCUUUACUGUAUAUUGGUAAAACAUUGUCAGCUGUGUACUGUACAUGUGUGCUUUUGGCAGCAAAACAGUCUCGCUAGUUAGAUGAAGUUACGAUAAUCAGAGAACAAGUGAUCAAAUAGUCGUCAAUAACACUAAAAAGCACCGUUGAUGCAUAUUUAAUAUUGUACUGCUCCCUACAAAAAUCAUUCCCAUGAGUUGCCUAAAAGUAAAACAUGACAUAUGUGUGGAUCAUAUGUGAACACGAUAAUGUGAAUCUUUCUUCGGGAAUAGAGAGAACAAAGGAAUGAAAGCACUUUGAUAGUUGUAGAUAUUGGUUUGUGCAUAUAACAGAGGAACAAGUUUUAGUCUUAAUGUGUGUUGGAUGCUCAGUGUAAGAGCAUGUUAUUGGGAUGAUCUGAUGUGGUGUAUCUUGAAUGACACAUCGGGACCCCUUUCUCUUGGUCAGCUUAGUGGAUUUUAGUGGAACUUUGGUCAUCGGUGUUGUUCUAUUGGCUAUGAUAGUUUUACACUCUACUCUCCAGUCUGCCCUUAUGUUGUUUCUGUCAACAUUCACUGGUUAUUACUUUUUGACCAAGCUACAAAAGCACAUCUCCCAAGUGGGAAGGUUUCAGUUUAAAGACCAUACUGAGCUUCGAGGAGCCUAAUUUGAUAUAUUUUUGAGAGGACUGGCAUCAGAGCUACCUCUGGCAAAACAUGUUAUGAUAAGGGAGUUUAGAGUAAUUGUACUGAAGUUGUAUCCUAAACAAUGAAAAUGAGAACUUGCAGCAGUGAGUUUCAAAGUACUAUCCCAUGACCUGUGAAAUACAAGGUUUGUUCAAUGGCAAACAUUCUGAAAGAAAAUGCAUUGCUUGUUUUGUUUGCAAACGAGUGACAUUAGCCAGUAAGCUACUAAUGCUAGCAGAUAAUGAUAAAGAUUGUAAUUCUGUUUUGUAAUUUAUGAAUCUAUGGGCGAAAAAGUCAAAUACAAAUCCAAUUAAGUUAAGGGACACAUUUUGUAAUUUUAUCUAACUUUGUGGGAGUAAAGAAAUGUCAUAAUGUAGUUACAUUAAAAAGAAUUAGGUUACAAUUCUUUUUUUUGACAUUUCUAUACAUGAAAUCCUCAAAAAGGGGAAUUCUGAUGUUAUACUUUUUCCAUGGAAGGGCAUUUGUGCCUUUAUAGAUACACAAAAGAGAGCUGGCAGAAAAUGAAAUUAGUGAUGACAUGUAACCAAGGUCCCUGGGCAUCAUCUUAAAGUGCUAACCAGGACGACACAUAGAGAACAGUAAAUCUUCAGUUGUUGUGUAAGAAGUUUUAUUGUGACUUUACAUGAGAAUCAGGUCGGUUUUGAACAGUAUUAGCUUAAAGCAAGUCUGUCGUUUGGUAUCAGUGUAUUUGUUGGCUGAUAAGUAGCGACGGAUAGCUGUAUGUGAAUGACAGAGAUGUGUUGAAGGUCACUUAGAAGUAGUGAUGGCAUUGCAUAGUUUUUUUGCCAGAAAUUGAAUGUUUUAAACUAAAAGGUACUGCUCGGUGCAAAUCUGGCUCACAAAAUUGAAAAUAAGUAUGGCUCCAGUCUACCUUCAUUUGUUAAGCUUGUCAAUUCAAAUGAAGGUUUAAUAGAAUCAUAGAAGAUAUAUGAUUAGUUUUUCUGAAUCAGUAAAGUAACCAGUAUGGUUAUUUUUGGACUACAGUUAAACAAAUUUAAGUUUGGACAAAAUGUAAUAACCAGGUUCACUCUGAUGUCCGUUCACAACUGUUUGACUCCCCAGUAUAGCGCCUGAACACCACCCUUCCACUAGUAUCUCACACUGUCCCUUGUAUAUAGUUACCACCAUGUUUUUAUCACUCCAGAAGUAACUCAAAAAAAUUUAAAAAGAAAAAAGAAAAGAAAAAUAAUCGUACUGCUUCUUAACAGGGUGUUGUGGAUGUUGACAGAUGAGCUCUCGCGUUCAUAAACCUGUUACUCUUAAGGUUAAUAAUGUUAUUAUUAUAAGAUCGAAAGCAUAAGAAAGGAAAAGGGUACUUUUUCUUUUUUCAGUGUCUGCCUUUUUUUCCGCCAAGAAAAGGGCUGCUGAAGUUUCAAGAAUGUUUUUAAAAUGUAUUAAAGAUGCAAGAUGAUGAAUACAUGUAUAAGGUUUGUCUCUGUUCUGUUUUGGAAGAUAGAUCACAUUGGAAACACUAUUUACCAGAUUCAAAUUGUCGGGAAGGAAGGGAGGCAGUGUGUGUCGUGUUUGGGUAGGAUCUGAGAUAUGACUUAAUAGGUAUACAGACAGAAAAACCUCAAAUUACAGAUAACAAAAUCACAGAAUUGGUGGAAAUGUAUUAAAACAGAAAUAGAAAUUGCCAUUUUAAUAUUGGAUUGAAAUGCACUACUGUAAUACUUGACACACACUGGUCAGCCCUUCCGCUCGCCUACCACCACCCCCCUCCCGUUAGACUAACCAGACUUAGUCUUUUGGCAUGUGGUAGAAUGUAAUGUUCUGUAUUAGACAGCUCCUAUAUAGACACCUCGACAUACCUACCAACACGGGACUGAGUUAAGGGAUGUCUUGGACCAAAUUUAGGAAACAUUUUGGACAAAUUUGCACAAUGAGUAAGGGAGAUGUCUAAUUGCCUGAGAUGUAACUGGGAAAAAGUGAUCAAGAACAAAAGGGAGUGUUGGUAGAUAUGAACCUGGGGGCCAUAGCUGUGUCUUCCACCUGCAGAGGGUUAGCGUCACAGCACUGAAAGGUAUUUGUUCUACUUGGGUCCUUUACCACAUAUACGGCAUGGUAAUAGUUUGUUUUAUCAAGGAGAGCUCACCACUAGAAUUGUACUAGCAAUACAUAUUUAAUAAUUUAAUUUACUAGACAUACUUUAAAUAUAAAUUGUUUUGUGUCUUACAUACUGUAGUUCUAAGCUCAAUUGUUGAACAUACCAUUACAAAUUGAAAGGAAAACAAUUACUUUUCAGUGCUGAGGCGUGGAUCCACUGUAGCGUGUGCUGUUUUAUUCUGUAGGCCACACCACCAUAGCAAGAGCAUGCAGAAGACAACAAACAUACUGCUGGUUGUUAGAGGCAUCUGUCCGAUUAGAUAGAGCUCAUCUCCCCUUUCAAUUCUGAAUAUUUGGUAUGAAAGAGAUGUUCAUUGUGAUUCAUUGUUAACCAGUGAUGUGAAUAUUAAUCAUGAAAUAAAAAGAUGAGCAAAGAUCACUAAA
Trematomus bernacchii (emerald rockcod) is the source of this 10322-nucleotide messenger RNA. It is a transcript of the gene map4l, whose product is annotated as microtubule associated protein 4 like. Gene Ontology annotation, molecular function: microtubule binding. The coding region runs from base 1 to 3291 and encodes 1096 amino acids. The transcript has 15 exons. Gene Ontology annotation, cellular component: neuron projection. NCBI's taxonomy places the organism in Eukaryota, Metazoa, Chordata, Actinopteri, Perciformes, Nototheniidae. The record is from RefSeq and is a predicted model, not a curated record. Gene Ontology annotation, biological process: microtubule cytoskeleton organization; neuron projection development.